Drechmeria coniospora is the source of this 294-nucleotide messenger RNA. RefSeq names its product 54S ribosomal protein L44, mitochondrial. Gene Ontology annotation, molecular function: structural constituent of ribosome. Gene Ontology annotation, cellular component: mitochondrial large ribosomal subunit. The coding region runs from base 1 to 294 and encodes 97 amino acids. NCBI's taxonomy places the organism in Eukaryota, Fungi, Ascomycota, Sordariomycetes, Hypocreales, Ophiocordycipitaceae. The record is from RefSeq and is a predicted model, not a curated record. The transcript is spliced from 2 exons.
AUGAUCACCAAGUUCAUGACCGAAGUCACAGCCAAGUUCAAUCCCUUCUCGGCCUGCGCCAAACCGGCGCGUCUCUUCCUGACCUAUCUGCCUCCCAACGCCCGAUCCAAUGGCAUGACCAUCCACACUACUCUGCUACCCCGAAACUCGACCGAGCCGAGCUCCGUCAAGAUCAAAUUCAAGGACGGAAAGGAAAUGGACUUCAACUGCGAGAAGAUCAAUGUCAAGGGCCUCGUCGAGGAAGCCGACCGACACUCCCGACAACUGCAGAAAGCGGCGGACCUUGCGGAUUAA